AUGAUGCAAGGGAGUUCAGGCACUAACGCGGUAGCGUCCGAAGAACCAGAAGAGCUCGUACGCUUCAGAGAACAGUGGCUCGCGGAAGUGCGUAGCAAGAAGAAGGAGCCCCAGAGCCAGGACGGCAGCGCCGCGCCCGCCGCCGCCUCCGAGGCACCCGUUUCUCAGGCACCCCGGCCGCUUCACCCUCUACAUACGUCCUCCGUACCCGUACACCACUCGCGGACACCUCAUGGCGUUCCAUCGUCCCCGCCAGCUGUCCGAAGGCUGCCGUCAUCGGUCGGACCCGCACCGCUCGGCCCCGCGUUACAGAGGGCGGUCGAGGUAUACCGGAAGGCCGUCCAGCACGAGCAGCAGAGCGAGCUCGACGACGCGCUGCGUCUCUACCGGACAGCAUUCCGAAUGGACCCCAACGUGGAUCGCGCGUACCAGAUGGUUGAGGACCAGCUCCAAGCGGCGGCACUUGCCUCGGCUCCGGCCAAGACACACCACCGCAAGACUUCGUCUGCAGCUGCCAAUGUAGACGCGAUCGUGGAGGGGCUUCAGAACGUGGACCUCGCCGCCGUCCAUAUUCCUGUCGCUCGCAUUCGCGGAGAAGGCCUCGUUACUGGGACGCUUGCCACUUUGAUCUCGUCCUGGCCUGAAGAGCUUUCGUUCGAAGCCGAAGACGAGCAAGAAGGCGUGCCGAUCAGGCUCCUGCCUAACGAGCUGCUCACUAUGAUACUCCGACUGCUAGACCACUCAUCCAUCGAACGAUUUGCUCAAGUUAACCGUAAGGCACGUGUCGUCACCUUAGAUGGCUCUAUAUGGAGACCGAUGGUACAAAGCGUGCUCAAGCCGCCACAAAUACCAACCGAGGAGGAUUUCGAGGCUUUGGUGCUGAAAUAUAUGACGGAUUACCGGUGCAUAUAUAUCGAGCACCCGCGUAUCCGGUACGACGGGGUCUAUAUCGCUGUCUGUCACUACAUACGUAACGGUGUCGGGCCGAACGCUUGGAUCAACUACAGCCAUCUGGUCACAUACUACCGGUACCUACGAUUCCUGCCCGACGGCCAGGUCCUGUCCCUCCUCGCGAACGAAGGGCUUAGUCCGCAACAAGCAAUUCCACUGCUCAAUUCCUCCUUGCAAAUGAAGGGGUUCUACAUCGGCACCUGGUACCUCGACGGCACGACCGUGCACAUCGAAGACCUCCUCGAGCCCGCGGGCGCCGACACCCGAUACUCGUUCCAGAUGAUCCUCGACCUGCGCUCCCGCCCGCUCGGGCGGUGGAACCGGCUUGAUUUUCGGGAGUACGACUCAGUGUACAUCGAGAGCGGCGAGGCGACCCCUCUCGCGCUCAAGAACGAGCGGCCGUUCUGGUUCUCGAAGGUCCGAUCGUAUGUGUAA
This is a messenger RNA of Trametes versicolor FP-101664 SS1, 1386 nucleotides long. Its product is annotated as SCF ubiquitin ligase complex subunit HRT3. The record is from RefSeq and is a predicted model, not a curated record. The coding region runs from base 1 to 1386 and encodes 461 amino acids. Gene Ontology annotation, molecular function: protein binding. Lineage: Eukaryota; Fungi; Basidiomycota; Agaricomycetes; Polyporales; Polyporaceae. Gene Ontology annotation, biological process: SCF-dependent proteasomal ubiquitin-dependent protein catabolic process. Gene Ontology annotation, cellular component: SCF ubiquitin ligase complex. The transcript is spliced from 7 exons.